CCCCUGUCUGAGGGCGGAGGCGUCGCGGCGGCAGGAGCCGGCGGAGCGGCCGCGGUUGCCGGGGGCAGUUGGCUUCGGGCCGCGCCGCUCGCUCUCCCCUUCUGCCUCUCUCCCCUUCCCGCAGCGCGCUCGGGAGAACCCGGGGGAGAGAGAGGAGAGAAGACAAGACACCGACUCUCCGGCGGUAUGAACCGGCCUCACCGCGGGGCUGCGGGCAGCCGGGGCCUGAGCACCAUGGAGGUGAAGAGCAAGUUUGGAGCAGAGUUUCGACGAUUUUCUCUGGAGAGAUCCAAACCUGGAAAGUUUGAGGAGUUCUAUGGAUUACUGCAGCAUGUGCACAAGAUACCAAACGUUGAUGUUCUAGUGGGAUAUACGGACAUUCAUGGAGACCUCCUGCCUAUCAAUAAUGAUGACAAUUACCACAAAGCAGUUUCCACAGCCAAUCCUCUACUCAGGAUUUUCAUUCAGAGAAAAGAAGAUGCAGACUACAGUGCCUUUGGUACGGAUACAAUGACAAGGAAGAAGAAUGUCUUAUCAAAUGUGUUACGUCCGGAUAACCACAAGAAGAAACCACACAUUGUCAUUAGCAUGCCACAAGACUUCAGACCAGUGUCUUCUAUUAUAGAUGUAGAUAUUCUUCCAGAAACCCAUCGUAGGGUGCGACUCUACAAAUAUGGAACUGACAAACCCCUGGGUUUCUAUAUACGAGAUGGCUCUAGUGUCAGAGUAACACCGCAUGGCUUAGAGAGAGUUCCAGGGAUUUUCAUAUCUAGGCUUGUCCCUGGAGGUCUGGCUCAAAGCACAGGCUUACUGGCUGUUAAUGAUGAAGUACUGGAGGUGAAUGGAAUAGAGGUUUCAGGAAAAAGCCUCGAUCAAGUUACAGACAUGAUGAUUGCAAACAGCCGUAACCUGAUCAUUACAGUGAGACCAGCAAACCAGAGAAAUAACGUUGUGAGGAACAGUCGAACUUCUGGCAGCUCUGGUCAGUCUACUGAAUCUAGCCUUCCAAGUAGCACACCAAAUAUUUUAGCAAAUUUCUUGCAAGGCGAAGAGGAGAGUGAUGAAGAGGACAUUGUUAUUGAAGGUAGUGGUGAGCCCCAGCAGAUUCCAAAAGCCACACCUACCAGCGAAAGCCUGGAGUCCUUGACGCAAAUUGAACUCCUGCAUGAGUCAACACAAAAUGGAUUCCUGCCUUCCAGUGAGGUGAACUUGAAUCAUUCAGCAGGCAACAUUAGCAUGGAAUAUGAAGUACAAGAGCCAGAUCAUAAGUCAUUAGAAGAAGAUGGAACUAUCAUAACGCUAUGAAAUUACAUUGGUGUACUUUGUAUUAAGUAAAGAUGCCAUACAUGUUUUAACUUAGCUUAAUAUGUAAUAUGUUUUAUACCUCUCUGUCUACCAAGCACUGCAGUUAGAUUAAAAGGAGGGGGAAAAGUAAAUACAAGAAGAUCAAAAUUAUGUAAGUUGACUAACUUAAGUUAAUUCUGCACUUCAAUGUAAAUACUUCAAAAAGACAGAAGAUAAUUGAUAAAAGACAGAAAUAGGAUGAGGAAAAAUGAAAUUGAAAAUGAAGAAAUGAAGGAUAGCUAAGAGAUGGCUGUGAGCUUUCUUUUAAAGGUACUUUUUAAAAAUUUUUUUUAAAUUUUUUUUUUUAAUGCUGAAUACUUCUGGUUCUAUGGAAGUAAACUUCCAUUCUUGUGUGAGGUUGACUAUCUAAUGUACUCUGGUUUCAUGUUCAUCUGAAGUGCUGCUUUUGUAUGAGGGAACUGCUUUAGCCACUUCAUUCCUGUUCUGGACUGUUAUGCAGCUAUUAGAGCUGUUUGUGUGGAUCUGUGCAUGAGGAAACUUAAAAAUAAGCAGGAGGUGGAGUUGAAAAGGGGUGUUGGUUGUUGGUCUAGUUCCCUGAAUGACACAGUGAGCAACAGGGAUAUGCAACAGUGGUCAGCAACUUGACAACAGUCAGGAUUUGAAGGUGCAGGCUUCUGAUGUUGGUUGUUCUUUUGUAAGUGAAUGUGCAGCCACAGGCUCAUUAGUAAUGCACCUUGACAGUUUCUAAUGGCCAGAUAAGCUUACUUUUAAUUACUAUGAUUAUGAAGUUCAAAUGUGAAAGUCUUAACACUUAUGCAUCAAAGACCUGUUCUCAUUUUAAAAUGUUUGCAAUUAUUUAAGGGUAUCAUUGGAUUUAGUUGUUAAUCCCAGUAUAUUUCAAAGAAACCAAAUGUAAACUUAAGUGCUAUGGAAAUAACAAAAUAAUUUGUUAAAAUUACAGUCCUAGUAGAAGCAGGACGAGUUUCUACUAGCAAAGGUUUGUUACAGUGAGUCAAUUUUGUGAAAAGUGACUUUCUUCAAACCUAAACAAGUUAGAGUGGCUUAAAAUAAAUCCUUGCAUUAAAAAAAUGGUUUAAGUCUUUAUUAGGGCUUUAAUAAAACUUGCUUGAGCCAGGUGACAUUAAAUUAUUCAUUAUAAUGAACUAAACUGUAAAUGCUGAUAUUUCUGUGUACCACUGGCUGGGUGCUUUGACUAUUACAAAGUUGCUAUAUGUAAAACAAAAUACAGAUGACAAGUCCUGAUACUGCACGUGCAUAGGUAUGCAUGUAAUCAGCUGCAAACCUCCUAGGAGAACUGCAGGGAGAGGCUUCCAGCAUUAUUUUUACUCUUUUAGUGUCCCCUGCUUUUCCACUUUGGCACUCAGUUCCUGGUGUGAUCUUUCUCUGGGAACAUUAAACCAUGGCAGGAAAAUGAGAUGGGGACUGAUAGGAUUAGGGAGGAGGAUGGAUGGAGCUUCUCACCAGUGGUCUAUAUCAAUGUUUAAUAAAAAAGUAGGAUGCUACCAGUUCUGUACUGUGGUACUGUGCUUACCAGAGCCAGCAGUCUGGGUUCUUGGAAGUAUGUUCUACCCUGUGGGGAGAUCCAAAGUGUGAGACUAACCCCUUUCUUGUUUUCCCUCAGUCUGUCUUGAAGGAAACAUCUACCUCUGGUAACUUUACUAACAAGAGACUAACUGUAAGUUUAAUGUUAAGGCAUCUAUAAAAAAAAUGCCUAUAGGAUAUUGGAGGCUAAACAAAAUUGCAUUAGAAAUUACUGCUGUUUGAUUUUACUAAAUGCAAAUUAUAAAUUCAUAUCUCAUGAGCAGUAGAAUUUUCAAGCCUUCAGUACCAUUGGAGUUCAUCUCGUAGAUUUCCAGAAAGGUAUUCACGCCCUUUUUGAUUAAUGGAGAAUAAGCAUGAGACAAUGGUACUCUGCAAAUCCAGGUUAGAGGCCUGCUUUGUCAGAUUUAUUAUGGUUUCUUCAGUGUGCAUGUAGACAUGCCCUGAAAUCUUUUCCAACAUGACCAAGAAUUUUUAAGUGUUUUACUUACUUUGCUAAUAAUUAAUAAAAAUGAAGUAACUGUUCACUUAGUGUGAAAUGAGAAAAUGUUCAUUCUGCAACAUGUAGAUUUUAAAUAUACAUUUUCUGUCAGUGCUGCUCUAUGCUUCCUUUAUUCAAGGAAGAUUGUUUACUUUAUAAUGUCCUUUUUUUUCCUUUAUCAAGACUUUCCUUCUUGUAUGAAAUCAUCUGUGGAGGGUGACUUUCAUUUAUUAUGCUAGUUUGCACUUCUGUGCCUUUUGUUUACUUGAAUGUAUUAUUAUCAAAGGAAUAAAGGCACUUGGAUGAGGAGAGAAUGAAGUCCACAGAUACAGAAAACGAACUGGUACUGCACUUAAUACAGGUGUCAUGUUUUCAUUCAGUGGAAAUACACAAGUCUAACGUGCUAUGUUAGUAUUUUGCAGCUUGGGUAAUAGCUUUGAGCUAUUAACUUGCACAGGAGGAUUGAGUCUGGGAAUUGUAGGGUUGCAAGGUAACUUAUUGCUGAGGUAUGAACACCCAAGGUUAGUGUGCUGCCAAACUGUGUUACCUAAUCUGUACUUCCAACAGAUGCAUGAAUAUUUUGAAUAUAUAUGCCAGUAUUAAGGACUUGCAGAAAUUUAAGUAGGGUCCUACUCGAAAUUGCAUGAGAAUUCAUCUCUGAGGACCUUUCCUGCAAACUGUUGCAUCUAAACAUGAGAUUAUAAUCUUUUUGACACACAUGUUCUCUUUUACAGAAAUUUGGUGACAUGUAGUGAAAGUAAGCAUUUGGGACUUCAUAAAAGCAUUAAAGAAUAAACGUAAAAAUGGGGUUUUAAAGAUGUGUAUUUACAGUUACAAUGACAGACUGCACAGCAUGUAAUUGCUUAAUGCUGCAGUUACCAUAAAGUUCCUAAAGCUCUUCCAUAUCUUACUAAUGCUUACACUGUUAAUUAUGAAAUAUUUUAAAUUCUUACUUCAGGAUCAUCAAUGGUUGAUUAUGAGUGGCUAAACUUAAUUUUAUAUAGAAAUGGUACUGGGGUUCAGUAUAAGGUUUUUUAAAAUUUGCUGAUAUUGUUAGCCUUUCAUUCACUACCUCCUCAAUUUUUAACAUCUUUAAAAUUUUCUCCUUGGAAGAAAAUAAUUAAAGGCUUGACUGUUUUAUAUAGAUUUUAUCUUUAGCUAAGAAAACAAAAAAAAAGAAAAAAAAUCCAAAAGUAAUAGUGAGGAUGCUACGCAUGACUGACAAUAUUACGCUGCUAUUAAUGUAAUCUUUGUGUAUUAAGUAUCCUGUAUAUGUAAAUUGUAUUUUCAAUCCAGAUUUUAUAAAUUAAUUUAUAAAUAUCCAAAUUAUUUCAAAAUGGAAUGGGAAAUUAAAAUUCCUUUGACAAGUGUUAUAUGUUGUGUAAAUGCACAGUGGGGAAACAAGUCAUUCCUUACUUACAACUGGGAGAUUUAAGUGCACCUUAAUAGGAAAAAGAACAAAUUCUUAAUAGAAUUGAGAUGCAUUUACUCUGAAGUUGUGUUAUGGUACUGGAUAAGUCAAGCCUAACUGUGAAUCUUUUUUUUUUUUUUUCCACAGCUGAAUUAAAUUUAGGACAAUGUUCUCACAAGCUGUCUUUAAUGUGUAUUUUUGUGAAUAUUAUGUAUUUUCUAAUUAAAUUUUACUUGCAAUGUGAUUUUUACAUGAAUGAAUGAACUUGUUUAAAAUGUUAAAUAUCAGUAUUUUUCUUACAACUUUAAUGUAUAAUGUACAUUGAUAUCUCACUGAAUGAAGAUUGAUUUUACAAAAUCAAGCUAGAUGUAGUUGUACAUUAGUCUUAUAUUUUUACAGACUGGAAUAAUAAAUGGAUAU
Calypte anna (Anna's hummingbird) is the source of this 5177-nucleotide messenger RNA. It is a transcript of the gene PARD6B, whose product is annotated as par-6 family cell polarity regulator beta. The record is from RefSeq and is a predicted model, not a curated record. The transcript has 3 exons. Gene Ontology annotation, biological process: centrosome cycle; establishment or maintenance of cell polarity; regulation of cellular localization. Gene Ontology annotation, molecular function: protein kinase C binding. Bases 187 to 1305 code for a protein of 372 amino acids. Gene Ontology annotation, cellular component: cell cortex; apical plasma membrane; nucleus. NCBI's taxonomy places the organism in Eukaryota, Metazoa, Chordata, Aves, Apodiformes, Trochilidae.